Messenger RNA from Medicago truncatula (barrel medic), 1182 nucleotides. RefSeq names its product multiple organellar RNA editing factor 9, chloroplastic. Bases 26 to 727 code for a protein of 233 amino acids. Gene Ontology annotation, cellular component: chloroplast. The transcript has 5 exons. Lineage: Eukaryota; Viridiplantae; Streptophyta; Magnoliopsida; Fabales; Fabaceae. The record is from RefSeq and is a predicted model, not a curated record. Gene Ontology annotation, biological process: cytidine to uridine editing; chloroplast RNA modification.
GAAGUCAAGAGUCUUAUCAUUUCAAAUGGCAUUGUUACAAACUUGUCUUCCAUCUCUCAAAAUGGCUACAAUUUCCUCUUUCACAAUCUCCUCCAAAACCCUAACCCUAAACUUACCUUACCACACCAAAACCCCAAAUUUCAACUUCAAUCCUCUCUCUAUCAAAUCCAAACCCAGUUCACGAAACCCUAUCCGAAUUCAAGCGGUACUUGAUGAAGAUUACUCCUCAAAGAGAAGCGGUAGCAAUGAACAGAGAGAGACAAUUAUGCUUCCUGGUUGUGAUUACAAUCAUUGGCUUAUUGUAAUGGAGUUUCCUAAGGAUCCUGCACCUUCUCGUGACCAAAUGAUUGAUACUUAUCUUCAAACUCUUGCCACUGUCUUGGGAAGCAUGGAAGAAGCUAAGAAGAACAUGUAUGCCUUUAGCACCACAACUUACACUGGAUUUCAGUGUACUGUUGAUGAAGCAACCUCUGAGAAAUUCAAGGGUUUGCCUGGUGUUCUCUGGGUACUUCCAGACUCAUACAUAGAUGUUAAAAAUAUGGACUAUGGAGGUGACAAGUACAUCAACGGGGAGAUAAUUCCUUGCAAGUACCCUACUUAUCAACCAAAACGCAGUGGAUCAAAGAAUGACGGUAAAAGGUAUGAGAGACGGAGGGAUGGCCCUCCUGCUGCUGGGCGUCAAAAGCCAAGACAAGAGACAGCUGCCUCAGAUUCAUCCUCUACAUGAGCCUUCAAGUGAUUUUCAGUUUUGUUGAGAGUAAUUCCAAAAUAAAGGAUUGUUCCUCCUUGAUCACGCAGCAUUAUCAAGCUCAUAUAACUCCUAGAAGCUGCUCAAACCCAUAUUGAAUUCUCACUAGAUGCAUAGUGUUAUAUAAAGUUUACAGCAUACUCAAAAGGGCAUUUCACAAAUUAUCUUAGGAAUAUGUGCUUUUGGACUGUGACUAUGAGAUGUAAGACUGGUGUUAGGGUUGUUUGUCUGUGUAAUUUGGAGUUACUUAUCACUCAACCAGAUUGAGCUUUUGUGACAAGUAUUUCCUUGGAAGACCAUGGCAUUUUGAACACAUAAAGUGACUGAUAGGAACACAACUAUUGUUUCAGACAAUGUGCAUAUUUAGCCUAGGUGUGAUGAUGCAUAAUUACACCAGCCAUGAUAAGAAUACAAGUAUGUAUUAGCUUUCUUAA